Dicrocoelium dendriticum is the source of this 1930-nucleotide messenger RNA. NCBI's taxonomy places the organism in Eukaryota, Metazoa, Platyhelminthes, Trematoda, Plagiorchiida, Dicrocoeliidae. The record is from the annotation of a GenBank genome assembly.
GGUUGGAACGUCGUGCCAUCCACUUCAUUAUUCUUAUCAGCAGAUUACCGAUCCAUAUUCAGAUACAUUUAACGUCCUUAUAUAGCAACUUCAGCAUCGCUGACAAAAGUUACCCUUUUUAGCUUCGAGUAAACUGGAUGCCUCAAGGAAAUGCCUCAUAAAUGGCUGAAGAACAUGGUUACUGGAACGAUUAAAUCCUGCCAAAUGCUCGUAUCCAAACUGGAACACAAGUGGGCUAACCGAUUUCCCUCUUCCUACCGGAAUUACAACUUAUUCAAAAACGGCAUACACAGCACUCUGCUGGAUGUGACUGAUUUGAUGCGCGUUUGGUCGAAACUUGCCACUUCAAACCUUCCGUUUGAGGAAACUUUACCGACAUUAACAAGGCGUGAGAUUUUCGUUCUUAGGCAAGUGCCGCGUGAUCUGUUUCGGAUUUCGCCGAUACUACUUUUGGCUCCGCUUCCGGGUACCAUACUCAUUUUGCCCGUUUUCUUCCUAUUUCCCCGCAUAUUUCUCAAUCGAUCUUUCUGGACACCCGAACAAAAGGACUCGUUCCGGUUGGAGAAGUUACGUUGUCGUCUCACACACCCUGCGCAAUAUGUACUUCAUAGCCUAAUAAGAAGUGUGUCGGCGUGUGAUUCCUCACACUCCCACUAUUUCCUGUCACAGUUAAAUGAACUGGAAUCAAUGUGCUCUCAGGUACUACACGGCAAUUGUGUAUCAGGAGAACAGCUCGACGGUGUUCGGCCUUUGUUUGACGAAUUGUUACGUCUGGACAAUCUUAGCAAAGCUCAUGUGUUCAAGCUUUGCGAAAUAAACGAUAUUCCAGUACGAAAAACACUAUCACUCUUCUACAAAUGGCCUUCACUGAGAACGUACCUCGAACUUGAUUACUUUCACGUCCGUCGAAUCCGUUUGCUGCAGGCCCAUUCAAUGAUUUUACAAGCUGAGGAUCGAUCUCUUUCAUCGUGUUUUGGUCACACUUGGCAGGAGGUGCAGGAACUGUGCUCCUUGCGAGGCAUACACACGGAGAAUCAGCUGACACCCGAUGCUGUGUAUAGACUUAAUCAGUGGAUCCACUUGAGUUUGACAACUCCACCUUCCAAUCAUUCGUUUCGCCUGCAUCUACCUGUGUUUUUGCACUAUAUUCCUCCCCAGCAACAAACAUGAGUCUUUUCACUACAAUCCAGCUUUCCAGUUAUUUCUGCAUUCGUAUGGGACUCCGUUGUGCUUCCAUGCCGGGCGUUUGAAACGCUUCGUCGUCCAUUUGGGCAUUUUCCUACAUCCCGGCGACCUUUUUUUCUCGUGUGCAUGAACAGACCAAUGCUGUUCAUAUUCUCAGUGAUUUGUAAGCUCCUCGUAACACAUCUGGUCAACGCAUGGCUUUCACUUUUAACCGCUUUGACCAAUUAACACGUUAGCUUCACGGUCACUUUCGGCGUUUCGAAUUUUGUUAUCUACGAGAGCGACAACCGUAGCACUACCUAGUCUGGAAACAGUGCCCUCAAACAAUAACUUUCUGCACAAGUCUACGAGAAGGACUAUCUUUUCAUGGUGGCUGUGCAAACUCGUAUUUCCUUAUUCAACCUACUGCGAUCAACAGUGUCGAAAUUGUCGCCUCUUAACGAUCCCUAUGCUGGAAUUUUUUAUUUACUUGGUUACCUACGGAGUUUUGUUGCACCUGAAGUACAGAAAAUUAACCGAUGUGCUUAAGAUUAGUAUGGGUUUGGAAGCGUUGUUUUUGUGUGUGGUGCUAGAAACCUGGAUGCCAAUAGCUGUGGUAACGCUGAUCAGUACGACUGUCUUCUGUGUGGAACGGACCGGAACACACUGUCAGAGAAAACCUCAUUAGUCAGUAUCAUAACAUGCUAUAGAUCGAUGUUGAUUUUUUACGAUUGGUUAUUUGGAGAGCCAUUCCGAUUCUUCUUCA